AUGCAUGACUUCAAGAAACAAUUAGGGUAUUUUGGCACACAAUUGGCCAAACUAACACUUGAGAAAUCUACUCCGGCAUAUUGGUGGGAUUCAAUUAGAUUUGAGUGUCCAGAGCUCCAAAGAUUUACUAUCCGCAUACUCAGCUUGACUUGCAGUUCAUCAGGUUGUGAGCGAAAUUGGAGUGCUUUUGAGAUGGUCCAUACAAAAAGAAGAAACCGAUUGAAACAAAAAAUGAUGAAUGAUGUUGUAUUUGUCAUGGUUAAUUCAAGAUUGUCCAAAAAAAAGAAAGGGAGAAGACCAUUUGUGAUAGAGUUUGAUGACCUUGGAUCUAAUGAUGAUUGA
Lathyrus sativus (Indian pea) is the source of this 342-nucleotide messenger RNA. NCBI's taxonomy places the organism in Eukaryota, Viridiplantae, Streptophyta, Magnoliopsida, Fabales, Fabaceae. The record is from the annotation of a GenBank genome assembly.